AACAAGGUUGGACCAAUUUUUACCAGAUUGAGGAAGGCGCUCCAAAAAAGACUUUUCUCGGAGCGAGAAGACCAAGGAACUAGCUGAGUAGAGUAGACGGAGACAAAAUAGGAAACGGUAGCAAUUGUUCUCAAAAGACGAAAAUAUACUUGCAACCUCUUUGAAGAAAACACAUCACUUGGCGAUGAAAAGUUUGCAAGUGUUGUUCUGUCCCCUCAUCCUACUCUACAUAACCGCUGGAUUCAUUACUCCAUUCACCGCGGGCUCGUGCACUAGCGGCAAAUGUUUCGCCACUUUCCGUUUCGUCAUUGGAAAGGAUAUGGUGGAUGGCCACGCCCUACUUGGUCACGUAUUUGCAAAUGUCUCAGUGAUAGGAGUCAAGGGCUGUUACAGAGCAUGUCAAACAAACUGCCGUUGUAUCUCGUUCAACUUCAUGACACAUUCCUACCAGGAAAAUUGUCAACUAAAUGAAGAAAACCGACAUAUAAAGCCCAGUGCCUUGAGAGCGGUGGCUAGCUCUCAGUACUACGAUCUGGUAGUCCGCUACAACAUUGCGGGCAAUUCCGUAGCUUCAUCGUCUAGUUGUCCUCAGUGUUCAAACAGUUGUUGCAGAAAUCGGCAGUGUCUUAAUGGAGGAACAUGUCAGGAAAAUUGUCAGGAAAAUGGAAAACGAUUCAUCUGUGACUGUUCGGGAUUUAUUGGCCAAAUUUGUGAGCAGGAGUGUCAAGACGCCCUUGGCAUGGAGAACCGUGCAAUAACUGACGGACAAAUAAGCGCCUCUUCAAGAUGGAGUCACCGCCAUGACGCUUCUAACGCCAGACUUCACAAUCGAGCAAGCGCAGAUGGCGACGGGAUCUGGGAACCAGCAACAAAAAACACCAAUCAGUGGCUUCAGAUUGAUUUGGUCACGCAACACAGUGUGACACGUGUGGCAACACAAGGAAGAGACGAUCGUUCACAUUGGGUGACUAAAUAUCAAUUACAGUAUAGUAACGACGGGUCGACCUUCCAGUAUCACAGAGAACGAGGGAAACAUAUCAACAAGGAAUUUUCAGGAAACAGGGAUGCAAGCUCCGUGGUGUCAAAUUACUUGAUUCCACCAAUCACAGCGCGUUACAUUCGUUUCCGACCAUUGGCUUGGCACUGGCAGAUAGCCAUGAGAGUGGAGCUGUAUGGUUGUCAUGAUUGUAACCGCACCCUCGGUAUGGAAAGCCGGGCAAUCCUUGACGGACAAAUAAGUGCCUCGUCACAAUAUAGUAUAUACCACGGCGCUAUUUACGCCAGACUCCACAAUGAAGCAGUUCAAAAUGUACACAAUGAGGCCUGGGAACCAUCGACAACAGAUGCCAAUCAGUGGCUCCAGAUUGAUUUAGUUACGCAAUACGGCGUGACACGGGUGGCAACUCAAGGAAGAUACCAGCUUACUCAUUGGGUGACUAAGUAUAAUCUGCUCUACGGUAAUGAUGGGUCAACCCUCCAGUAUUACAGAGAAAGAGGACAAAAUAUAACGGAAUUUUCUGGAAACACAGAUGGUACAACUGUGGUGUCACAUGACCUUAUUCCACCAAUUGCAGCACGUUACAUUCGUUUCCAACCAUUGGCUUGGCACUGGCAUAUAGCCAUGAGAGUGGAGCUGUAUGGUUGUCGAGGUAUCUAAAGCAACAAGAGCGAACUGUCAAAAAAGGGAAAGAAAAUAAAGAUCUGUUUUUAAUAAUGCUGUCAAUCUUAUACAAUGGAUCUCAACUAUUCACGAGUGGUUCAUCAGACAGUUUGCGUUAGUUGAUAAAUGAACCAAGCAGGAAGACUAAUUUAAAGAACGAUGAAAGAUUGCUUGGUGAAGUUAUUACAUAAAAGGUAUCAAGAAUGAAUUUCCAAGCAGGAAAAGAAACUUAUGUCUCUCAUUAGGUACACUGUUGAUCUAACAUUGUCUAACACUUAAAAUCUCACUAUUCAACAACCGGUUCAUUGGUCAGCUUUUGUUCAUUGAGAUAUGAAGUACACAAGAAGAUUUAAAGAAAGAUGAAAUAUUUUCGAGGCAUGACUGAAAACAACUUGGCUCGAUUUUUGAAAGGAUGAAAGAUGCGCCAAAGUUACUCGAAGCAUGAGCGAGAGUAUCCGAUUGCCACUCGCCGCGCUCUUCAAAUUUACAAUGUUCCUCGAUCAGUCACAUCUCGAUGAUCAUACAGCUUACGAAAGAACCAAUCAACUCAGAACAGUUCAACACAAUAGAAAAAUAACGCACAAGAAAGAAACUAAGGAAUAUUUCAGAGCUUUUGGGGAAUCAGGUAGAUUCUAAUUUUAACGUGACACAACUUAAAUUCUCUAGUCCCCCUCAGGUGUUAGAUAAUGGUCGGCCCUAAGAACCAAUCGUCUUUUGACGGUACAACGCAGCAGUUUUAUGAGCCCAAGGAAAAAGCUAAAGGCUUUUCGAGAAAAGCCGCUACAGUUCACUUUCAGAUUAGCUGGUCAUAAUCUUUCAUGUCGUCGUCUAAUAAAUAGAUUAAUGCUAUGCUUUUAUUAUUGAUAUCCUUUCUGCCAAUUCCGAAUGACAACGCCGAAUUUUUCAGGUUGAAGAUAAUUACUGUUAUGAUAAGUGGGUUGUAAGUCACGUGAUCUCAUGGAUCACGUGCAGUGUGAAACUACGGAAUAAACAAG
Stylophora pistillata is the source of this 2655-nucleotide messenger RNA. RefSeq names its product lactadherin. The record is from RefSeq and is a predicted model, not a curated record. Lineage: Eukaryota; Metazoa; Cnidaria; Anthozoa; Scleractinia; Pocilloporidae.